Molecule: messenger RNA, 4311 nt
Organism: Cryphonectria parasitica EP155
Lineage: Eukaryota; Fungi; Ascomycota; Sordariomycetes; Diaporthales; Cryphonectriaceae
Exons: 3
Coding region: 1-4311 (1436 amino acids)
Biological process (GO): transmembrane transport
Cellular component (GO): membrane
Molecular function (GO): ABC-type transporter activity; ATP hydrolysis activity; ATP binding
Source: RefSeq, a predicted model, not a curated record
AUGCAGAGCUGCGCAACUGAUGUGACCGCCACCACCCAGGCGACAGGACAUGCUGUUGGGGAGGACGACAAGAAGAAGACCUGGUCCCAGAGGCUCAACCCGCUGAAGUGGGGCGCCAUACCGCCUGUGCCCGAGGAGAGGGAGGUGUCACACGAAUACCAGGCCAGCUUUUUCAGCAAGCUCUUCUUCACGUGGCAAGGGCCGCUCAUGCGCACCGGCUACAGGCGGCCCCUGCAGCAGAACGACGUCUGGAAGGUGAACCCGGACCGCACUGUGCAGAAGAUGACCGAUGCGGUCGAGGCAGCCUUCCACAGACGCGUCGCCAAGGGCCAAAAGCACGCGCUCGUCAGGGCCAUCAACGAGGUUUUUUUCAAAGAGUUCUGGUUGGGCGGUUUAUGUCAGCUCUUGGCCACCCUGUUCCAGGUCUUUGCGCCUUUUACGCUGCGGUACCUGAUCGCCUAUGCGACCGAGGCCUACGAGGCCGCGGCAACGGGGUCACCACAGCCCAAUAUUGGCAAGGGCAUUGGCUUGGUCUUUGGCGUCACCUUCAUGCAGAUCUGCCAGACCCUUUGCACCAACCACUUCAUCUAUAGGGGCAUGUUGGUGGGCGGUCAGGCCAGAGCGGCCCUCAUCAGCCUGAUCUACGCAAAGUCCAUGGUUGUUUCGGGGCGGGCUAGGGCAGGAGGACUGGCCUUGGCCGACAGCCCUGGGAACGCGACGAACGGCACAGAGGAAGGGGAAGCAACAGCCCAGGACAAGGCGGGAAAGAAGAGCAAGAAGAGCAAGAAGGGUGAGAAAGGUGGACCACCAGGCAAGGCUGGGGUCAUGGGCGAUGGCAUCGGCUGGGGCAAUGGUCGUGUCGUCAGCCUGAUGAGCGUCGACACCUACCGUGUCGACCAGGCCUGCGGUCUCUUCCACAUGGUCUGGACGGCUCCGAUCUCGUGUGUCAUCACCCUGGUUUUGUUGCUCAUCAACCUAUCCUACAGUGCCCUCUCCGGCUUCGCUCUUCUGGUUAUCGGACUGCCGCUUCUCACCAAGUCUAUCAAGAGUCUGUUCCGCCGUCGACAGGGUAUCAACAAGAUCACUGAUCAACGCGUCAGCCUGACCCAGGAGAUCCUUCAAGCGGUCCGCUUCGUCAAGUAUUUCGGCUGGGAGAGCUCGUUCCUCAACCGCCUGAGCGAACUACGCGGCAAGGAGAUCGGCAUGAUCCAGAGGCUCAUGGCGAUCCGGAACGGCAUCAUGGCCGUGUCCAUCUCGCUGCCCAUUUUUGCAUCCAUGCUCUCCUUCAUCACCUUCACCCUGUCGCACCACGGCCUGGAGGCAUCCACUGUGUUCUCGUCUCUAGCCCUGUUCAACGGCCUGCGGGUGCCUCUGAACUUACUGCCCCUGGUUAUUGGACAGGUCACGGAUGCGUGGAAUUCCCUGAAGCGCAUCCAGGAGUACCUGCUUCUCGAGGAGCAGACAGAUGAGGCUACAUUUGACCCCGAGGCUGUCGACGCUGUCGAGCUACGGCAUGCUUCAUUCACAUGGGAGAGAACACCGACACAGGAUCUAGACAAGAUCUCUGCGAUGGCCGGGCCAGGAGGAAAGAAGAACGGAGACAAGAAGGCCGAGAAGAAGGCUGCCAAGGCCAAGAACGCCACAGCGCCGGAUGAACAGGGAAGCGUGGAUGGAGAUGGCGAGAAAGUCAUCGAGGACCGCGAGCCUUUCAAAUUGAAGGAUCUCAACUUUGGCAUCGGGAGGAACGAGCUCGUGGCUGUCAUCGGCACAGUCGGCAGUGGCAAGACUUCGCUUCUCGCUGCCCUUGCAGGCGAUAUGCGCAGGACGAAUGGAGAAGCCGUCUUGGGCGCCUCGAGGGCCUUUUGUCCCCAAUCGGCUUGGAUUCAGAACUCUACAGUCAAGGAGAACAUCUUGUUCGGCAAACCCAUGGACCGCUCGUGGUAUAAGCAGGUCAUCAAAGCGUGCGCCCUCCAACCUGAUCUUGACAUGCUGCCCAGUGGCGACGCUACCGAGAUAGGUGAGAGAGGUAUCACGAUCUCUGGUGGUCAGAAGCAGAGACUCAAUAUUGCACGUGCUAUCUACUUUGACGCCGAUAUCAUUCUCAUGGACGACCCUCUCAGCGCCGUGGACGCCCAUGUCGGUCGGCACAUCUUCGACAACGCAAUCCUGGGCCUGCUCAAAGACAAGUGUCGGAUCCUCGCCACUCAUCAGCUGUGGGUCCUGAAUCGGUGUGAUCGCAUCAUCUGGAUGGACCAGGGCAAGAUCCAGGCCAUCGACACCUUUGACAAUCUGAUGAGGGACAACACUGGGUUUCAACAGCUUAUGGAGUCGACUGCCGUCGAGGAGAAGAGGGAGGAGGGCGAGGGAAUAACCCAGGCUGUCGACGCCAAUGACACCAAGGGCAAGAAAAAGAAGAAAGCCAAGGGUCUCAUGCAGAGCGAGGAGCGUGCCGUCUCUACCGUUCCGUGGUCUGUCUACCUUGACUUUUUACGGGCAUCCGGAAGUGUUCUCAACGGACCGCUCGUCCUCGGGGUCCUCGUGAUCGCGCAGGCAUCCAACGUCAUCAGCGGCUUGUGGCUCUCCUGGUGGACCUCGAACAAGUACGACCUCAGCAUGGGAACAUAUAUUGGCAUCUAUGCCGGCCUGGGUGCCUGCCAGGCAACCCUCAUGUUUUCCUUCAUGGUCUCCCUCACCGUGGUGGGCACCCGCGCCUCUAAGACUAUGCUACGCCUGGCCAUCACGCGAGCCCUGCGCGCCCCCAUGUCCUUUUUCGACACAACACCCCUGGGCCGCAUCACAAACCGCUUCUCGAGAGACGUCGAUGUCAUGGACAACUCCUUGUCGGAUGCUAUGCGCAUGUACUUCUUCUCUGUUUCGGGCAUCCUGUCCACCUUUGCCCUUAUCAUUGCGUUCUUCCAUUAUUUUGCCAUCGCCCUGGUUCCGAUGUUUUUCUUGUUCCUCUUUGCGACGUCUUUCUAUCGUGCCUCUGCGCGCGAGAUCAAGCGGUUUGAAGCUGUUCUUCGGUCAAACGUGUUUGCCAGGUUUGGCGAAGGCCUCAGCGGUGUGGCGACCAUCCGUGCAUAUGGCCUCAAGGAUCGCUUCAUCGAGGAACUUCGUGUUGCCAUCGACGAGAUGAACGCAGCUUACUAUCUCACCUUCAGCAACCAGCGGUGGCUGUCAGUGCGGCUUGAUGCUGUCGGCAACGCCUUGGUAUUUACCACAGGCAUCCUCGUGGUCACGUCUCGGUUCAGCGUAGCCCCCUCGAUCGGCGGUCUCGUGCUUAGCUACAUCCUGGCCACCGUGCAGAUGAUCCAGUUCACAGUGCGACAGCUCGCUGAGGUCGAGAACGGCAUGAACUCUGUGGAGCGGCUGCGGUACUACGGCACGCAGCUCGAAGAGGAGGCGCCGCUGCACACGAUCGAGGUGCGGCCGACGUGGCCCGAGAAGGGUGAGAUCGUCUUCGAUAAUGUCGAGAUGCGCUACCGCGACGGCCUGCCCCUGGUCCUUAAGGGGCUGGACAUGCACGUACGCGGAGGAGAACGCAUCGGAAUUGUCGGCAGGACGGGCGCCGGCAAGUCGAGCAUCAUGUCGACGCUGUUCCGCCUCGUGGAGAUCAGCGCCGGCCACAUCACGAUCGACGGCGUCGACAUCUCGACCGUCGGGCUCAACGACCUGCGCAAGAGGCUCGCCAUCAUCCCUCAGGACCCUACCCUCUUCCGCGGCACGGUGCGGAGCAACCUGGACCCAUUCCACGAGCACACCGACCUCGCGCUGUGGUCCGCGCUCCGCCAGGCCGACCUGGUGCCCAAGGAUGCAGAGCUAAGCGGCGCCUCCAACACGGGCCGUGAUCCGAGUCGCAUCCACCUCGACACCGUGGUCGAGGAGGAUGGACUCAACUUCUCCCUGGGCCAGCGGCAGCUCAUGGCGCUGGCCCGGGCCCUCGUCCGCGGCAGCCAGAUCAUCGUGUGCGACGAGGCCACCUCCAGCGUCGACAUGGACACCGACGACAAGAUUCAGGCCACCAUCGCGAGCGGGUCCCGCGGCAAGACGCUUCUGUGCAUUGCACACAGGCUGCGCACCAUCAUCGGGUACGACCGCAUCUGUGUUAUGGACCAGGGCCGUAUUGCUGAGCUAGACUCGCCGCUUGCCUUGUGGAAGAUGGAGGGGGGCAUCUUCCGGGGGAUGUGCGAGAGGAGCGGGAUCCGGAUGGAGGAUAUCAGUGGUGCGAGGGAGGAUCUUAAAUUAGCAGAGGGUGAGAAUGGGGAGAGUGCUGGGACUGAUGAUGUGGUCGAUGAGAAGAAGGACGAGUGA